AUGGCGACUCCUGAUGAAAUUAUAGACAAAUUGGCACAACUCACUAUUCAAGCUCACAACAUUAGCGCUGAAACUUUGGUACGCAGUCUGGAUGAUCAGAUGAGACAGUUUUGGAACCUGGAAACAACUGGCAUUAAAAUUAUGCAAGAUAAAAAGAUGACCAUUCGUAAUUCUGAAGUUUUAAGUGAUUUUCACAAUUCAUUUUGCAGAGUUGAUGACCGUCGUGUUGUAAAGUUGCCAUGGAUACCAGAGUUGAUUCUUUCAUUUAAUAAUUACAAAAUAGCGCUCGAGCGAUUUCAAAUACUCCGUAACAAAUUCUUCAUUCAUCCAGACUUAAAAGAUAUAUACACAGAGCAGAUGCAAAAUUAUAUCGAUAAUCAAUUUGUUGAACUUGCCCAUAAUAGUCAUUGCAACGAAUCAAAACUAUUUUACCUGCAUCAUUAUAUAGUGAAAAAACGAAAGGAUAACAAAAAUAAAUGGCGAAUUCUAUCUGACGCUUCUUCUCAUACACCAGGGCAUCCUUCCUUAAAUGAUGCUCUUGAACAGGGUCCUAAUUUGCUUCCAGACAUAUUUACAACACUGUUACGAUUUCGACUUCACAAAUUCGCAGUCACGAGCAACUGA
This is a messenger RNA of Argiope bruennichi, 624 nucleotides long. RefSeq lists its product as uncharacterized. The transcript is spliced from 2 exons. Lineage: Eukaryota; Metazoa; Arthropoda; Arachnida; Araneae; Araneidae. The coding region runs from base 1 to 624 and encodes 207 amino acids. The record is from RefSeq and is a predicted model, not a curated record.